CAUAUGGUCAGAUACAAGAAUGAUAGUUAAUUUAUUAAAUACCCAAUCUGAAAAUUUUCAGCAGUGGCAUCAUUGGCAGAUGUUAUAAAAAAUGCGAGUUUUGACAGCUCUCUCUCGAAUCAAAGAGUUUCGUACCAUGUUAUCUAUGAUCUAUGCACGUCAAAUAAACCUAGGGUUAUCCAUGAUGAUGCACGUGGUGCAAGUAGUUAAGUUUUAUAUUGCAGAAUUGUGGCACCCAGAAGCAAUGGAAAUUUUAAAGACUUUAUGGAGCUUUACCAAUGUUCCGGCUCCACAAUAUUCUAUCAAUUUAGGUAAAUAUAAAUUAUUAUUAAAUGGUUUUGAGACUAGUGAUGACAACAUAAUAGGGACAUCUGAAAAUCAAUACUUUUUACUUGCAGGUGUUGGAGUUUAAAUUUCUAUGUAUAAUAUGUCUAAAGAACCUGCACCGUAUCGUUGUGACGUAUGAAGCGUUAAUGUAUCUAAUUAUGAAAAUUUUUUACAAGAACGUCUGAAUAUUACUGUGAAAAUAAGUAUUGCAGACAAAAUGAUUAAUGUCAUUGGUAUAUAGCAUGAUUAACCAAUCGCCAAGAUCUAACAAGGUUUGCUGAUUACCAUACCCGCAUACGAUGCAGUGUACGCCAUAGACUCGAUAAAAUAGUCCAGGCGUCAUAGUCUGAUGGCAAGUUGAGAUGUGCACGGAGUAGUUACAAAAAGUGGAAAAACCUUCAACAUAUACAUAUUAUAAAGCUUUAUUUGUACUUUGAAGGAUGAAAUCGCAGAAAAAUACAUUAAAAGAAUAUGUUCGGCAACUAAGGAACUUUGCAGCUCAUUAGCCUUAUGCGAGAGGAAGGUAUAUUUAAUGUUUAUUCGAUCAUAAGAAAUAUCUCUGUAAUUAAUGUAUGCUUUCAACAUUGUUUACUAGCAAUGAAUAGACCUGAUAAAACCGUUGAGCGUUGAAUAAAAAAAAAUACACAAAUAUUCCACUAGA
Molecule: messenger RNA, 988 nt
Organism: Bactrocera latifrons
Lineage: Eukaryota; Metazoa; Arthropoda; Insecta; Diptera; Tephritidae
Exons: 5
Coding region: 92-412 (106 amino acids)
Source: RefSeq, a predicted model, not a curated record